GCCUCGCCUCAAUAUAGACAGCUCAAAUAAUGUUUCGUUAAUGUAGGGGCUCACACCACCUUUAAUCGGCUCCAACAACAAUCGCCUCGCCAUGGCAGCGUCGCCACCAACGUACAGGGUCUUCCGCGACCAGCACGGGAUCCCGCAAUUCGAGCCCAAGAGAGGCACACAGGCGUUGAAAGAUGCGUUAAUAUACACGUUUCCAAGCUUAGAGACAGAACUGCAGCUCAUGCAGGCGGCAUUGAGGAACUUCUUCGACUCCGAGCGGGGCACGCAAUUCGUUUGUGAGCUGCCUGAAAACAACCUGCAAGCCAGCCUUGCAAAGAAGAGAGACGUCCCAGUGUCGCCUGUACAAGCUACCAAGGCAUCUCUGAGGAGUUGGAAGGCUCCUGGAGUACAACGUACGCCAUCUCAGCCAUCAUCACGAGCUUCGUCCCGGGCGUCGUCGCGGGGCCGUUCUAGAGCGUCCUCUCGAACACCGUCUCGAGCUGAGAACCCGCGAGCUGAGAACGCAACUCCAAACCUAGAGCCAUUAGUCGAAAUCCGUACAGGUGGAAUUAUGACGACGUGGAAUCUGUCGAAUGGGCAGGAACUGGAGAAACGAAAGAGGCAGCCAUAUGACCCAAUCAAACGUCGGAAAGUGGCGGAGAAUAGAGGCAAUGCCUGCGACAAGCAUCGCGCUUCGAAGACAGCUUGCGAUCCGGAUGAAUGCCCCCAAAACAAGAUCCACGCAAAGUCAACAGAUGGCAGUCCAAAAGAAGUACGCACAUUGAGGGGCAGAGCAUCCCAAGCCAGUCUACCUCGACCCAAGCCCGUCACAAAGGCUAGUAUAUGUGACACAGAUGAUGGGAAAAUCGCAAGAACUGGAACAGAUGAUAUUCGCCUCGAUGCAAGCCAUGCUGAAUACGUCCCCAUUCCGGCCGCGCCAGAGGUAUUCUGGGAUGCAUUCGAGCAAGAGGCUUUGGCCUUGCACGCAAAACACUCAGUGUCGAGCUUUGGAGAUCUGGCUAGCAACAACGACUCUGGGUACUGGACAGACAGCGAUCAAGUUGGUGCCAUUCCGUGGAAUUCAUACAGUCACUACCCCGCCUUUCCAGAACCACUUGAGGGCAAUCAUUUUUCUCCUGGACUCGACACUGGAGAUGACAUCGAGGCAUUUCCGGGCCUCAAGACACAUGCUCUUGCGUCCAAUAUCGUCGACUCAAAUUUGAGGAACUCGAGUAUAGCUGACGCACAGGGCCUUCGGUUUCCGCCUCACCAAGAAUCUCCGGCACUGUCCGAUGAGACUUCAGAUCAAACAUACACCGCAUUAUCACUUGACGGCCCCGCGCAGAUCCGGUCACAACCAUCCCCUGGCCACUCCGAGGAAGCAUUAAUGUGCAGUGAUGAUCCAUUCAUGGGCUGGGCAAGCAAGAAAGCAAAUCAUCUAUUCGACGACUACGGUUGGGUCUUAUCUCAUGUGGAGAACCUGUAGACUUAGAGGCAGAUAGAAGCACUAUAAAGAGGGAUCGUGC
This is a messenger RNA of Hyaloscypha bicolor E, 1514 nucleotides long. RefSeq lists its product as uncharacterized. The transcript is spliced from 3 exons. Lineage: Eukaryota; Fungi; Ascomycota; Leotiomycetes; Helotiales; Hyaloscyphaceae. The coding region runs from base 92 to 1474 and encodes 460 amino acids. The record is from RefSeq and is a predicted model, not a curated record.